UGUCGGGGCAGGGGGAAGGCAGUCCCGGACUGGGGCCACGAGCUGGAGGAUGGGUCUGAGAUCCGAGUGUCCCCUAGCGUUGGUGACGGCGCUAAGCUUGAGUCUGCUGCUGCUGGGAAGCGGGGCUGAUGGGAAAGAAGAAGAAGCAUCCUGUGGCAUGGCCCCGCAGCCACGGAUCGUGGGGGGCUCCAAUGCGUCCCCAGGCCAGUGGCCAUGGCAGGUCAGCAUUACCUACAAUGGCGUCCAUGUGUGCGGAGGCUCUCUGGUAUCCAAACAGUGGGUGCUGACUGCAGCCCACUGCUUCCCAAGGGAGCACAUACUGGAUGACUAUGAGGUGAAGCUAGGGGCCCAUCAGCUCAGCACCUAUAACCCUGAUGCAGUGGUUAAGACUGUAACGAAGGUCUUCACCCAUCAUAACUAUGUGGAAGAGGGCUCCCAGGGGGACAUUGCUCUCAUCCAACUCAAGUCUCCUGUGAUCUUCUCCCGGCACAUCCGUCCUGUUUGCCUCCCAGCAGCCAAUGCCACCUUCCCCAAUGGACUCCAGUGCACAGUCACAGGCUGGGGCAAUACGCACAGCUCAGUGAGUCUUCCUAGCCCCAAGAUCUUACAGCAGCUGCAGGUGCCUCUGAUUAGCCGACAGACUUGCAAUUGUCUUUACAACAUAAACCCUGAUCCUGAGGAACCACAUACAAUCCAGCAGGACAUGGUGUGUGCUGGCUUUGUACAAGGUGGCAAAGAUGCCUGCCAGGGAGAUUCUGGAGGACCACUCUCUUGCCCUGUGGGAGGCCUAUGGUUCCUGGCUGGUGUUGUGAGCUGGGGAGAUGCCUGUGGGGCUCCCAACAGGCCUGGAGUCUACACUCUGACUUCCAGCUAUGCCUCAUGGAUCCACCAAAAGGUUUCAGAGAUUCAGCCCCGUUAUGUGCCCCUGAUCCAAGAGUCCCAUAUGGAUUUGGACCUGUGCAAAAGGGAGCUUGCCAAAGUCUCCUCGGCCUCAGCCAUCCUGGCACCAAGCCUGAUGCUGCCCAUCAUUGUGUCAGUCUUUUCCCAACUCCUGCUCUAGAACAGAGUUCAACUACUACAGACUACGACAGACAGCUUGGUUUUGCUGGAGGGCCUAGUGCCUUCUUCAUCCUUUGCCUCCUGACCAGGUGACACUUUCCCGAUUCCCCCUAACCCUGGAAGACUGAGCCACUCCUUUCUCAGUGGGGCCUGAAGCUUGAUUGUGGAAUUGUGGAUUCACCUUUUAAACUGUCUGUGGCCUCCAACACAUUAACCUGUGUAACAUGGCAAUCACAUAACCUCUCUGGGUCUUGGCUUCCUCCUCUGUAAAAUGAGGGGUUGGAUUAGAUGCCCCCAAGGUUCUUGGAGGGCCUGAGGAGACUGCCUAAUCUUUAAACCUGCUUCUUUCACACCAGGAUGGCAAUUGUCCUUGGCAUGUGGUUGGGGGCCUUUGAGGUUGUUUGUGGCUCUAUGUCGUCAGAGGUCUGUCAGCGGAGACUGUUCCCAAGAGUGGCUGAGCCAGUACUUUCUAUCAUUCCCAGGCUACUGCUAGAGAACUCUCCUCCUGUUCUUCUGGAGGACUUUGCCCUUUCACCCCAACCCUUACCAACCCCAUAGGUUUGGUGAAGCCUGGGCAUCUCCACAAAACCCAGUCUCAAAGCAUGGGUGCUUGUGUUCUAUGAAUGAGUACCCUCUCUCCAGUAAGGGGAAGCUGUGUGCCUAUUCACAUGCCUCUUCAUGAAGGAUCAACCUCCUCAACUGGCUGACCACCUCCAUCCCCCAUUACUGAAGGCCAUAACAGGUCCUUUCUACACAUGAUCCUAGAAUCAGCUGUUACUGGACUUCCUCCUCUCCUCUUCUGCACCCUGGAGGACUGAGCCACCCCUGGGAAAAGGGCUGAGAGGUGAGGGGGUGUACACGUGUGCAUGCACAGGUGCAUGUACUGGGGGAGGGGGGGCAAAAUGGUCCUACUGAACAUAAUAAACCAUUUGUAUAAACAA
This is a messenger RNA of Gracilinanus agilis (Agile Gracile Mouse Opossum), 2000 nucleotides long. RefSeq names its product serine protease 8 (gene PRSS8). Gene Ontology annotation, molecular function: sodium channel regulator activity; serine-type endopeptidase activity. The transcript has 6 exons. The record is from RefSeq and is a predicted model, not a curated record. The coding region runs from base 50 to 1060 and encodes 336 amino acids. Gene Ontology annotation, biological process: proteolysis. NCBI's taxonomy places the organism in Eukaryota, Metazoa, Chordata, Mammalia, Didelphimorphia, Didelphidae.